Molecule: messenger RNA, 4686 nt
Organism: Amoebophrya sp. A120
Lineage: Eukaryota; Dinophyceae; Syndiniales; Amoebophryaceae
Source: the annotation of a GenBank genome assembly
AGGAACUGCGGUGGGGGUCGUUGACCUUGUAGUCAUUGUGGGACGAAAUGGUGCAACAUCGAAGAACAAACAGUGGGACGAACGCACUACAGCGACGACGUUCUUCAUUUUCGCACACAGUACAAACAUAAUGGGCAACGAAAUUUCAGCUGCGGGGAAUUGUUGCACGACUGACGGUUCGUCGUCCAAUCUCUUCCAGCAGAACGAGCUGCAGGUCCGGGGCAACAAGCGGCGGCGUGCGCCGGCGUUGCAAAGCUUCGACCUGCAUCUGGGGCAGCACCAGAACAAUGUGAUAACGACCUUUCGCAACGCCCACAGUUUCCACUUUCGCAGCGACGUAUUCGCGCGCCGCCACGCCGACCCGACCGAGUUCGCAGCGCAAUACUCCGUCGGGAAGGAGCUCGGCCGGGGCAGUUUCGGGAUUGUCCGGGAGGCGCGGCACAAGCACUUCCGCGAUUUCCGUGUCGCUGUGAAAACCUGGAACGAGAGCUCCACGCAGCGCGGCCGCGAAAACUUCCUCACGGAACGGGCAGCUUUGGCACAGCUAGACCACCCGCACAUCGUCCGCCUCUGGGAAGUGCACGACGCAGAGCAGAAGCUCUUGCGGGACGAGCAGGAAUGCUGCAUGGGAUUGGUUUCGGAGCUCUGCCAGGGAGGGGAGCUCUACAGCUACAUCGCCUCGCACGCGGUUCGCAACCGCUUUCUUGAGGAGGGGGAGGUCUGCGCGUUUCUGCACCAGAUGAGUCUCGCGUUAAAUUACCUGCACGUCCGCGCGAAAAUGAUUCACCGCGACGUGAAGACCGAAAACUGGUUGUUUCUAGAGCCGGUGAAUGAUUCUAUUUCCGGCCAGAGCCAGCCAGCCCCCGGGGACACCGGCGGUCCAGUGAGUAGUACUACGUUCAGGGCGCCGAGUACUACGGGAGGCCGUGGAAGUAGAAGUAGGACGAAUUCCAGUCGUGUAGGUAGUUACAGUUCAGCUGCGCCCGGCACCCAGGGCCGCGUUAUGAAGAGCAAGAAGCUGCUGAAGCUGUGCGACUUUGGCACUGCGACGCCCAUCGACGCGUCGACGGGGCAGGCACGCGUAGGCACACUGUCCUACACCGCACCGGAAAUUUACAACGGUGAACGCGCGACCUGUGCCUCGGACGCCUGGUCGCUCGGGGUUUGCCUUUUCGUGAUGCUUUCCGGGCAGUCUCCGUUUCGCGGGGGCGCGGGUGGUGGAGGCGGGAACAGUAGUACUGCAACCGGCGGCGGCGCAUCAAAGCCCACACCGCGAGGUGGACCUGGCGGCAGCGCCAUAGUUUCGGAUCCGAAUUUUCACUCUCAUAGCAAGACGACUGUCGUGACCUUUUCCCCGCGCGGCGGCAGAAGAAGUGGCAGCGACAGUGCAGCUGCGGGCGGUAGGGAUGGUCGUGAAGAACCGCAGAUCGCCGUUUCGGACCACCAGCCUGUCAAGAUGACCCCGCGCGGAAACGCCAUCGUGAACACGACCUCGAUUCUCGGUGGCACUGGAGGCGUGAGUGAAGUAGAAGCGCCCCCUGCACCAGCCACUACUUCUGCAGCUGGCGCAGCCCCGAUGUCGUCCUCGACCGCACGUGGUCCCCGGGAGGCGCGCGAGACGAUACAGCGCGUUAAGGCCGGGGAGUACGAUACUCACAAGCUGGACCACGUAUCUUCUAAUGCGCGGCGGCUCGUAAACCAGUUGUUGCAGGUUGACCAGGCCCGUCGGUUUACCCCGCAGCACGUGCUCAGCGAUCCGUGGCUGGCCGGCGUGCAGGCGCAGUAUGGACGCUGGAGGGAUUACCCUGCCUCUCGCGGAGGUAGUAAUGGCACAAAUUUGCAGUCUUCUACUGGGACGACGAUGUUAACGACUGCCUCUGCAGGAGGAGGCAUCAAUCCGGACGGACAAAAACCCUCGAUUUCGGCUGCUUCCAGUCCCCCGUGUUCGUCGACGACCAGUGGCACUGACGAGGAAGCGACCACGGGGACCUUCUUUGGCGAUUCCUCCACUUCGCGCGACUCACAGCUAGAGCGACGAGGACCUCAGAAUUAUUUGGUGCUAGUAGAGCAAGGUGAGCAAGAGGCAUUGAAUCACCUCGGGAUUCCGUUGAAGGCGUAUAGUAGCCAGCCUACGUCGACGUCGGCGCCGCAUAAUUUUUCUGCUCAACAUCUUCCGGGCAGCAAUACUAGCUCGACUUUGCCUCGCCGAGACGGUCGGUCCCGAUCGAAAAACGCCGUGUCGGGACGGUGGGGCGCCGUGGCCACGACGACUACAACCCAGAGUGCAGCUUUUGAUGGAGAAACAACUACAUCUCACGACCGCGACGAUCUCUCCGGAAGAUCAGCUGGCCUUCCACCUGACGGUGACGGCAGUUCUUCCUCGGCGCAGAAGUGCAACCGCCAGCAGAGGUCGUUCGUGCGGCAGGCCCGGAAGCACUUGGCCCAGUUUCUUCGACUGGUUAUCGCCUUCGGCCAGUGCGACAGCUUGCAGCGGAUGGCGCUCCACGCCUGCGCGAAGGCGGUGGCCGACAGCGCCGACCGCACGCUCACGCACCCGGUGCUGCCCUGGUACGACUUGUUUGUCUUCUUCGACGCGGACCAAGACGGCGAACUUGGGCUAGAUGAACUUGUUGAAGGGAUUGUGCAACUUCUCAUGCGGGACGACAUACCCGACCCAGAAUCGGUGGGUGGGACGUCACUACCGGAAUACGCCUUGUCAACAUCUUCCAUACUAGCGAAUCUUCAUGAUCAGCUGCGCGGCAUCGUGGCGAUGUUGGACACGCGUGGAUCUGGCCGGGUCUCCUGGUCGGAAUGGAUGGCACUCGAGCGCAUGACGCAGCGCGCUCCGGCGUUACUGGCGAGCAGCGAGCCCGCUUUUUAUUCGCUGCAGGCGGUGUUCACGUCGCAACGCAGUCUGAUGGACGCGGUGCUCCUCCGGUCGCCGGCCGACGCCGAGGCGGUCUGCGCGGUCAUGGACCGACUGCAGAUCAUCCCGAAAGUACUGGAGGAAGUUUUUAUCCAGCACGAAAAAUCGUAAAACUUUUUGACGUCGAACAGGCAAUAUUGAAGGAAAAAGAAGGAAGAUGUGGUCGUGGCUGCGUUGUAUUUUGUUGCACUCGUGCUUUUUUUGUAGUCGUGCUACGUUCUUCUUGUUCUACUUCUAGUGUCAACGACGUGGUCCCGUGCACGUGAAGAAGAAGAGCUUCCAACCUAUCAUGUCUGCCAGACGCCGGAACAAGUAAGUUAGUACGAAGAAUGUGAUUUUUCCGUGGAUUCUUCUUUCUCCAAGAAGAGGUGAUAGCCCGAUGGACGUAAGCGUCCUGCUCGUGAAUCUCGACCAGCAGAAUGCUGUGGACGCACAACAUGAGCCGGCUUUUAACAAGGCAUCCGGUAGUUUCUUUCCAACAUCUUCCCCCCAUGGUAGUGCACAAGAAGGAGCACUACCAGCGGUAGAAGGAGGGGGGGCGACGGUGGGAAGAAUGAGUGAAGCGCGUUCAUCCGACCCGCAGCGGGCUAUCCCAGAGAUCGACGACAUGAUUGAGGAGAGCGACGUGGUCCUCCCCUUGUAUCUGCAAACCCAGUCGUCCUCAACUACAGCCUCUGUCGCGAGGCGCCAGAGCAAGAGUUCGCUGCGUGACAAGGUGAAAACCUCGACUGUCGGCAAUUUGUUGCCCCCAGCAGAAGUGCCAAGUUCUACCACUGCGACGAGCUGUGGAUCGUUGGAAGUUUUCCCGUCUUUCUGCGGUACUAGCAUCGGUGGCCCCAGCAGCACGGAGCAGGAACAUAAUUUUUACCGCCCGGAUUUGCCCUUGCGAAAGCACGGCCUCUUUGCCGACCGCGGAGAGCCCUUUGGGUGGCGCCACUUCGUCAAACUCCUGGACUUUACUGGUGUGCAAGCGUAUCGUUGGUGGCAACAAAAUGCUUCGUUCGCCGUUUGCCCAUGACUUGUCUUUUUUUUUGCUCUAAAGCGACACUAUAUGUCGUGGUUGGGACACCUUCGCUCUCGAUCAUUGCAUGCAUUAGAAGAAAACAUGCUGAGGUGGUCGGCUGAGAUGCAAACCUGCAGUAGCACGGCCACCCCUAGCAAAGUGACUAGUUGUUGUUAGCAUCAAGACAAGACCAUGAUCGUCAUUCAACAACCGUAGAUAUUAGAUCCGGACAACUUGUAGAGCAUGCAGCCAUGAUUGAAUGGACAAGUAGAGGGUGAAUGCGAAAAAGUACACCAGUUUUCCCACACGACACCUUUCCAGCGAUCUACACGAGCGAUUUGUUUCCGCCACCGGGACCGAAGCUCUAGAAGCAAGACAAGGGACACGCUCGGCGGCACCGUGCGACGAAGGGUGGAUACGUUUCGUUGACAUGAAAUACGUACUAUCCAUCGUCCGAAAUGCAGAAGUUCGUGUUUACCAGGGGUUCGAUGUGGUUUCCGUUUCGCACUACGGCAUAUGACUGAUCGUGAACAAUUCCAUUCAUUACGAUGAAUUCCAAUUACGGAGUGUGUAAUGGACAUUAUUUUGCGACUGUGCUAGAAAAUUGGACGAUGCGAGCGGUGAUGAAAAAUAGAAUGCCAUAGGACCACCGACGUCGAAAGAAAAUCAAUCGAGACUCGGAAAAUCUAGUAGGGAAUAAUGAACCUCCUACCGUGAUCUUCAACUACGGCACCUUUCCGGACUUGGAAUACAACAU